CGACAAAAAUCUAAACGUUUGCUGCCCCACAAACAACUUUGCAGUGAACGUUAUCUUCACUUUCCAAAAGAUGGAAAAUGGAAUCAAUAAUUGUAUUAAAGCUGAAAUAAAGAUGAUGGUUUGAUUUCUACCUUUAAACCAAGAUAAGAAAAUCUAAGGGAAAAAAUACUUCUCCAAAUUCAGGUUGUAGCCAAGCUAGUGAUAAUGGCUGAUGCUGUGAUUUCAGUUGUUGUGGAGAGAGUUGCAACUAUCAUUCAAGAUCAGAUCCGGUAUGAAGUCAAUUUGGUGAGAGGCGUCGAGAAGGAGCUUCUCGACCUUUCUAAGAAGCUCGAGAUGGUCAGGAAGGUGUUGGAUGAUGCAGAAAAGAGAGGAGUGAACGAUCAGAGCGUCAAAAGUUGGCUGAAGAAGCUUGAAGCUACAGCUUAUGAGAUGGACGACAUUUUGGAUGAAUGGAACUACUCCCUUCUCAAACACAAGAUGGAAGCUUCUCUGAGCCUGAGCCUGAGCCCGAGCCUAAGAAAAUGGUAUGUUGCUCCUUCAUCCCAUCUCCAUGUUUAUGUUUCAAGAAAGUUUCUGUUCGUCGUGAAACUGCCAAGAAAAUAGAACAUGUGAAGGUCACGCUUGAUCAGAUUUUAAAGGAGAAAGAUGAUUUUAAUUUUGUCAAUCUCACACCCACACCCGCACCUCGGCGAGAACAAUCCACACAUUAUGUUGAUCUGAAAAAAGUUCAUGGGUUGGACAUACAUAGGAAAACAAAAGAUAUAGUGAGCAAACUGAUGGUUGAUGUUGGUGAUAUGCAAAUUUUGUCAAUAGUUGGAACGGGAGGGCUUGGAAAAACAACUCUUGCAAAACUUGUUUAUAAUGAUAAUCAAGUGAAGGAUUGUUUUAAAAUAAGAGUAUGGAUUUGUGUUUCUGAUCCCUUUGAUGUGGCCGGGGUCGCCAGAGGAAUUGUUAAUAGUGUAGGAUUAGAAACGAUUCCUCCAAAUACCGAUCAAUUGGCACUGGUAUUAGAAAAACUAGAAGCAUCUGUUUCUGGAAAGAAGUUUCUUCUGGUCCUUGAUGAUGUUUGGACAGAAGAAGAAAACAAAUGGAAGGACUUGAAAAUCUGUCUCCAAUGUGGUGCACCGGGUAGUAAAAUUCUUGUGACAACAAGAAAUGAAACGGUAGCUAAGAUGAUGGGUACCGUGGAUGAUAAUAUAUAUCGCCCAAAUAAUCUUAGUGAAGAAGAGUGUUGGGCAUUAUUGCGUGACACAUCCCUUCCAGGAAAGAGUGAGGCAGAAUGUCGAAAUUUUGAGGAUAUUGGCAAGAAAGUAGCUAGCAAGUGCAAGGGAUUGCCACUUGCUGUGAUUGUUUUGGGAAGAGUAUUGCAGUUCAAGACUAGUUUGGAAGAGUGGGAACAUGUAGAGAGGAGUCAAAUAUGGAAAUUGGAGAAGGUGGAAGUAGAACUUUUUCCUCAUCUAGUUUUAAGCUACAAUGAAUUGUCCCCUACUCUUAAGCGUUGUUUUUCAUAUUGUGCCGCCUAUCCUAAGGAUCACCGAUUUCAUGCGGAAAGUCUGAUAGAAGAAUGGAUGGCGCAAGGUUAUCUGGGCUCUGAUAGUGGAAAUGGUGCAGUGGAACUCAAAGGGCGAGAGAACUUGAGAAAUUUAGCAAUGCGUUGUUUGUUUCAAGACAUUGAGAAAAGUGAGUCGGGGGAGCAGAUAGAAUCGUGUAGAAUGCAUGAUAUAGUACAUGAUUUUGCUCUAUUUCUUAGGAAGAAUGAUGACAAUGAGAGAAGUUGUCAAGUUUGUGAUUCUUCAUUGGUUUCUCAUGUCCAAGAAUAUCGGAGUCUACUGUUGGACUACAAACCUCCUAUUGAUGGAAGAGACAAAAGUUGUCAAGUUUGUGAUUGCAUGAAAAGUCUAAGGGUGUUAAGAAUUGGCUUUCAUUUUCCAAUGGGAAUGGAAACGUUGAUUCACUUGAGAUGGUUGGAUUGUAGUUAUAAAGUCUCGGGAUAUGUUUCAGGGUACGAUGAAUGA
Molecule: messenger RNA, 2015 nt
Organism: Salvia hispanica
Lineage: Eukaryota; Viridiplantae; Streptophyta; Magnoliopsida; Lamiales; Lamiaceae
Source: RefSeq, a predicted model, not a curated record